AUGGAUCAGGUAGGUUUUUGGGGGUUUCUAAUAUAAAAUUGGACAUAAUUUUAGCCUGGAAGAACGGAGAGUUAUCGUGUGGCGACUUCUAACAAUUUGGUGCAAGAGACGGCGCCAUUAAAACCUCCUGACCCAAUCCCAACUCCCGUUGUUACCCAAAAAACUGAGUCAAAGACAGGACAAAUGGCUAAAGCUCCGGCCAAAAAGGUUGAUGAUAAGAAAAACAAGCAAGAUCAGCUGAACGAGCUUAAGAAGGAGGUGGAGAUGGACGAGCACAAAGUCCCACUGGAAGAAUUAGUGGCUCGUUUGAACACCGACCUUGUUAAUGGUCUGACUACCCCUCAAGCCGACGAAAUCUACCGUAGGGAUGGCCCCAACGCGUUGACUCCUCAGAAGGGCACUCCAGAAUGGAUUAAGUUUUGUAAAAACUUGUUUGGAGGCUUCGCUAUGUUACUUUGGAUAGGAGCAAUCUUGUGUUACAUUGCCUAUGGAAUGGAUUGUUUCUCUUUGGAAAACCCGUCCAAGGAUAAUCUCUACUUAGGCCUGGUAUUAAUGGGAGUGGUGAUAAUCACAGGAUGCUUCCAGUAUUACCAGGAAAGCAAAUCUUCCAAAAUCAUGGAAUCGUUCAAGAACAUGGUACCUACGGUAAGUUUCUACGAUAACUGUUAUAUUGACAUUGAAAAGCAGAAGAUAAUAUUGCACAACAUGAAAAAACUGAAAAUUCACAAUAAUUUUAGUUUGCAAUUGUUUAUCGCGACGGAAAGAAAGUGCAACUGUCUACAGAAUCUCUGGUGGUUGGAGAUGUUGUCGAAGUAAAAGGUGGAGAUCGCAUUCCAGCUGACAUCAGGAUAACUUAUGCCAUGGGUCUGAAGGUGGACAAUGCAUCUUUGACUGGAGAAUCUGAGCCUCAAAGUAGAGCAACUGAAUGCAGUAGCGAUCGUCCAUUGGAAACCAGAAACUUGGCGUUCUUCUCUACUAACGCAGUUGAAGGUACUGGAAAAGGUGUGGUCAUUGGUACUGGAGAUCGUACUAUUAUGGGACGGAUCGCUCACUUGGCCGCCGAUCUUGAAAGUGGUCAAACACCCAUUGCUAAGGAGCUGGAGCACUUUAUCCACUUGAUUACCUCGGUUGCCGUGUUUCUGGGGGUUUCAUUCUUCUUCAUCGCCAUCUUCCUUGGUUAUCACUGGCUGACAGCUGUGGUGUUUCUUAUCGGAAUCAUUGUCGCCAAUGUUCCUGAAGGUAAGCCUCAGGGUUUUUAUGCAGUUUUAUUGAAUGAAACUGUAAAAGUCAACAAGUCUAUUUUGUAUAUUUGCAGGAUUGAUCGCUACCGUUACUGUAUGUCUUACAUUAACUGCGAAGAGAAUGGCAUCUAAAAAUUGUUUGGUCAAAAACCUUGAAGCCGUGGAAACUCUGGGCUCUACUUCGACAAUCUGCUCAGACAAAACUGGCACACUGACACAGAAUAGGAUGACUGUAGCCCAUGUAUGGUACAAUGACGAGAUUAGAGCUUGUGAUACUAAUGAAAACUACUCACAAGCAGAGAAGAGGACAAAAAGUGAUACGGAAGUCAACCUGCUGCGUGUUGCUUCUUUAUGUAACCGUGCUGAAUUCAAGCCUGAUCAAGACAACGUGCCCAUCUCACGACGAGAGUGUACUGGAGAUGCAUCUGAGAUAGCCUUGCUUAAGUAUACUGAGAUUACGCAAGGUAACAUCAUGGCAUACAGAAGAAGAAACCCGAAGUUGGCCGAGAUUCCGUUCAACUCCAAAAACAAGUAUCAGAUCUCUAUCCACGAUACUGAAGACGAGGACAACCGACUUCUUGUAGUCAUGAAGGGAGCGCCAGAACGAGUAUUAGAGAAGUGUUCUACUAUUAUGCUUAAAGAUGGAGAGGUUGAGAUGACUGACGACAUGAAGAAACGUUUUAACGAUGCUUACCUAGAGCUUGGAGGGCUAGGAGAGAGAGUACUCGGAUUCUGCGACUACAGAUUGGAUUCUUCCAAGUACCCCAAGUCAUUCAACUUCAACGUCGAAGAUGUUAAUUUCCCCAUUGCUAACUACCGGUUUGUCGGUCUUAUGAGUAUGAUCGACCCUCCGCGAGCUGCCGUGCCUGAUGCUGUAGCUAAAUGUCGAUCAGCAGGUAUCAAAGUUGUUAUGGUUACAGGAGACCAUCCCAUCACGGCUAAAGCUAUUGCCAAGUCCGUUGGAAUCAUCAGCGAAGGCUCAGAAACUGUAGAAGACAUUGCCAUCAGAAAAGGGAUUCAGAAGGAAGACGUCGACGAGAACGAAGCAGCGGCUGCCGUUAUUCACGGCACUGACUUGGAAGGGAUGGAUUCCAAUCAGCUGCUGGAGACCAUCAACAAACAUUGUGAAAUAGUUUUUGCAAGAACUUCGCCGACUCAGAAGCUGCUCAUCGUGGAAGCGUUCCAGAAGCAAGGACAGAUCGUGGCUGUAACUGGCGACGGUGUCAACGAUUCUCCGGCAUUGAAGAAGGCUGAUAUUGGAGUAGCCAUGGGCAUCACCGGGUCUGACGUAUCGAAACAAGCUGCCGAUAUGAUUCUGCUGGAUGACAACUUUGCUUCGAUUGUAGUAGGAGUAGAAGAAGGACGUCUGAUCUUUGACAACUUAAAGAAGUCGAUUGCGUAUACGUUAACAUCGAACAUCCCUGAGAUUUCACCGUUCCUUAUGUAUAUCUUGUUCGGCAUUCCUCUGCCUCUUGGGACCAUUACUAUUUUGUGUAUCGAUCUUGGUACUGACAUGGUAAGUGAGAUUUUUUGUAUUUUUAUCGUUAGCUUUAAGGGUACACUUAUAUAUUUUAAAACUGUUAAUGACAUUUAUUUUUAUAGGUUCCGGCCAUUUCUCUUGCUUAUGAAGAAGCGGAAUCAGACAUCAUGAAGCGCAAGCCUCGAGACCCAUCGAGAGAUAAACUAGUCAACGAAAGACUCAUCUCUCUUGCUUACGGUCAAAUUGGAAUGAUACAAGCCUCUUCUGGAUUCUUUACCUACUUUUGCAUCAUGGCCGAAAAUGGAUUUUACCCCUCGAGAUUGUACCAGAUUCGUGCCGAAUGGGAUUCUAUGGCCGUCAACAAUCUUCGCGACGAUUAUGGCCAAGAGUGGACUUACACCAACAGGAAGAUCCUUGAGUACACUUGUCAUACUGCUUACUUUGUGUCGAUUGUAAUAGUACAAUGGGCUGACCUUAUCAUCUCCAAGACUCGACGCAACUCCCUCGUCCAACAAGGAAUGUCUAACUGGGCCAUGAACUUUGGACUGUUGUUUGAAACUGCGUUAGCGGUAUUCUUGUGCUACUGCCCAGGAUUGGAUGUAGCUUUGCGAAUGUAUGGAUUACGGUGAGUUGGUUUCUUUUCCAAGUGGUCUACUUAAAAAUUAUUAAUAAAAUUUUCACAAACUUUACACUGUAAUUUCAGAUUUGCCUGGUGGCUCUUCCCUUUGCCAUUCUCCAUACUCAUCUUUGUAUAUGAUGAAGUACGACGUUAUUUGAUCAGGAAAUACCCCGGCGGUUGGGUAGAAAAUGAAACUUAUUACUAA
Messenger RNA from Bursaphelenchus okinawaensis, 3545 nucleotides. NCBI's taxonomy places the organism in Eukaryota, Metazoa, Nematoda, Chromadorea, Rhabditida, Aphelenchoididae. The record is from the annotation of a GenBank genome assembly.